Molecule: messenger RNA, 1180 nt
Organism: Ectocarpus sp. CCAP 1310/34
Lineage: Eukaryota; Phaeophyceae; Ectocarpales; Ectocarpaceae
Source: the annotation of a GenBank genome assembly
AUGACUGAGAUUUCCACCUGCACGGCUUGGCCAGGAUGGCGGGCUACUACCUGCGUGGAGAUGGGAGCGAAGCAACAGCUGCCGCCCGGAAAGAAGGCCGGACGCCCCGGAUUCACAUGUUCACGGAUGGAUGCGGGAAGCAGUACAAGGGAAGGCGGAAUUUCCGCUUCUUGGCCGACAGCGUGCGGCAAAUCGGCUUCUUCAUCGACCACCACUUCGCGGCCACAUCUCACUUCAAAGGUUGCCAUGAUGGGAUCGGCGGAGUCGCAAAGAACGCCAUGAAGUGGAGGGAGAGAUUUGGCAAGCGAAUCAUGGGGGCGGACGGGGUGGUCAGCUCUUCGCGAAGCUUCUUUCGGGAGGAGGCAGGCAGCGAGGGGGAGGAGAGUAUGCGGAGGUACUUGGCGAAGUGGUCUCCGUACCGCAUGCGGAGGGUGCAAGUCGAGUUUAUCGGCAAGAAGGAGAUAUAUCGGCCAAACUCGGUCCUGGCAGGCAUGUAGAGGGUAUACGAGACAUGUACCACUUCGCGGGAGCAAACACUCCCAAGUGGGAUGGGUUCACCACGACCGAGGGACUCGAAAAUGACUGCAAGCUGGUACGAAAGCGCGAGGGGUGGGGUAGCUUGUCGAGUCAAGAGAAGAGCAAGUUGGUGGAAGUCAAGGUAUUGGGUGCAGUAGCGAGCAGAUGAAAAGGGCAAGGAGGCUGGGUCACAGGACCCGGUGUCGGAGGAGGAAGCCGUGACUUGCAGAAAGGUGAAACGGACGUACAGGCUCAGGACUCGGCUGGCGUCGUGCUUCUGCUCGGCGUGCCAGCGUUGCGAGUAUGAGCAGUGCUACGUCAGCAAGACGUACCCACGUCUCGUUCCCGCAUUGCAGGAGGGCGAAGUGAAGGAAACGGUGAUCACGAAUACUGGAGUAGCGCCCGUAGACGAAGAUAACUCCCGGGGGAUCAAGUUCGGGAGUAGGAAGAAGGAAUGCAACAUGAAGAGAGUUACUGGGACACAACGGCAGGAAUGCGAAUCUGCUGCUGCGUCAAAGAUUUGGGAAGAUCUUAGUAGGAAGGAAGAGCUCAAUAUUUUUGCAGGUUUCGGCAGGUGGGCUGGAUCUUAAGGGAUGUGCUUCUUGUAUUUGCUUGUGGAGCAGUAGGUGGGGUUCAAAGCCCGUUUGAGGUACAACUUGGGGGU